Messenger RNA from Salvia miltiorrhiza (redroot sage), 1408 nucleotides. RefSeq names its product probable cinnamyl alcohol dehydrogenase 6. Gene Ontology annotation, molecular function: zinc ion binding; cinnamyl-alcohol dehydrogenase activity. NCBI's taxonomy places the organism in Eukaryota, Viridiplantae, Streptophyta, Magnoliopsida, Lamiales, Lamiaceae. The transcript has 6 exons. The coding region runs from base 42 to 1280 and encodes 412 amino acids. Gene Ontology annotation, biological process: lignin biosynthetic process. The record is from RefSeq and is a predicted model, not a curated record.
AACGGCAAAUAUUAGUAAAUAACGCCUUUUUGAAUUUUAUAAUGGGAAAGAAAACUAUCUCCUCUGACUUUUCCCACCGCUACAAACGUCCAGCAGCAAGCCCCACUCCCAACUCUUCCUCUCCUUCAAUAAAUUUGCAUUUUCUCUCCCACUCUCUUCCACUCACAUCUCUCUCUCUCUCUCUAGGUGCCAUGGCUCAAACAACACCAAACCACACGCAGACUGUUUCUGGCUGGGCAGCUCAUGACACAUCUGGCAAAAUCACUCCAUACACCUUCAGCCGCAGAGAAAAUGGGGCGGACGAUGUAACCAUCAAAAUCCUGUACUGCGGUAUAUGUCACACAGAUCUCCACCAUGCGAAGAAUGAUUGGGGCAUUACAAUGUACCCUGUUGUUCCCGGGCAUGAAAUAAUUGGUAUAAUCACCAAGGUAGGAUGCAACGUGACAAAUUUCAAAGAGGGAGAUCGUGCCGGAGUAGGAUGCCUAGCGGCCACGUGCUUGAAAUGCGAAUAUUGCCAAGAAGGCCAUGAAAACUACUGCGAUGAGGUCCAGUUUGUCUACAAUGGCAUUUUCUGGGACGGUAGCAUCACUUAUGGUGGUUACUCUGAAUUUCUCGUCGCCGAUUCUAGGUACGUUGUUCGUGUGCCUGAGAACUUGGCAAUGGAUGCAGCAGCUCCCCUUCUCUGCGCGGGGAUCACGGUUUAUUCUCCCAUGAAAGACAACAACUUGUUGGAGACGAAGGGGAAACGUAUAGGGGUAGUUGGCCUGGGAGGCCUCGGCCACAUUGCCGUGAAAUUCGCUAAGGCGUUCCAUCACCAUGUAACUAUUAUUAGCACCUCCCCCUCUAAAGAGAAGGAAGCUAGGGAAAGGCUUGGGGCAGAUGAUUUCAUCUUGAGCACCAAUGCAGAGCAAAUGCAGUCGAAGAAAAGGACUCUAGACUUUAUUUUGGACACGGUCUCGGCGCAUCACUCUCUUGGACCUAUUCUAGAGUUGUUGAAAGUGAAUGGAACUUUAGUGAUUGUGGGUGCUCCAGAUAAGCCAGUGGACCUACCAUCUUUUCCAUUGAUUUUUGGAAAGAGAGUUGUUAAGGGGAGCAUGAUAGGGAGCAUCAAGGAGACGCAAGAUAUGAUGGAGGUGUGCGGGAAACACAACAUAACAUGCGAUGUUGAGGUUGUUAGCAGCGAUAUGAUCAACGAAGCUCUUGAUCGUCUGGCCAAGAACGAUGUUAAGUAUCGAUUUGUGAUUGAUAUUGCCGGUGGAUCUUCUCCAUCAAAGCUCUAGAAUUCUUCAAAUUAUGUGACUUUCCUUCGCAUUUAUCAUUUAUCGUUGUUUUAUGUUGUUGGAUUUGUUGUGCUUAUCUUAUGCUUGGGAAAGACUAUCGCGAUUUAAGUAGUUCAUGCUCGCUUGAA